GACGAAAGAGGAGGAAGAGAGGAAACAGACGACGAAAGAGGAAGAGACAAAACAGACGACGAAAGAGGAGGAAGAGACAAAACGGACGAUAAACGGGGAAUAAUCGUGAAAUUCGAUAACCUGACCUCCAUCCCCCGCACGAAUUCCUGCUCUGACCUCCCCGCCCACGUGACCCGGGAGGAGGAGAGGUCAAACGAGGUCAAAAUCCCUCGCCGGCACCGCAGCUUCCACGAAAGGGGAUUGGCCAAUCACAGCGCAGGACGGCGCCGGCGGCCUCAGCCAAUCAGCGUCGACCUCGCCGAGCAGUUCGUCACGCAAGAAGGGCUCAAGUCCCCCGUCUUGGCCAAUCAGAGCGCGGGACGGUUUGAAUUGGCCAAUCAGAGCGCAGGACAGUUUGAAUUGGCCAAUCAGAGCGCAGGAACGGUUUGAAUUGGCCAAUCAGAGCGUAGAACGGUUUGAAUUGGCCAAUCAGAGCGCAGGACGGGAGGGAUUGGCCAAUCAGAGAGAGAUUGGGUUGGUGCUGGCCAAUAGGAACGCAGAGCUGAUGGAUCUGGCCAAUCAGCAACCAGAACAGGUGCAGCUGACCAAUCAGCGCCCAGGAGAGGCGGAAUUGACCAAUCAGACCUCAGAAUUAUUAACCAGUCAGCUUGAGGAGAUUCUGACCUAUCAGCAAAGGGACUUGGAGAUACUGGCCAAUCAGGAGGAAUCUAUCGGCGUCUGGGCCAAUCAGAGCGCAGAAGAGGAGGUCUUCGAAAUCAUAGCCAAUAGAUACGCAGGUGAGGAGCCAUCAGCCAAUCACAGCUCCGAUAGCCAUCUUCACCUCGAUGACGUCACCCAUCCGCCCAAUCAGACCACGAUGCGCGAUUUCAAAUCCGAACGGACCAAUGGCGAGCCCCCGGGCGGUCAAACUAUGACGUCACCCCGUCGUGACGUCACGGAUAUUAAUAGCUGUACCCACCCUUGGCACUCCCCUCAGUUACCCACUGACCGGCGCGGCGAGAGGACCUACGCCGCCGCCGCUCCCGCAGUGCCCACGCGUACCCCCAGUGCCCCGGACAGUGCCACGCCCGAAACCAUGCCCAAGGAGGCGCCGCCCACGCCCACCCGGGUCAAGACGCGGUCGUACGGGCGUGUGGAAGUGUACGUAGCCAAGGUAGGGGGCGACAUACCCCAAACCGGGGCACCCAAUGCCCUCCCAGUGCCACAUCACGUGACCUUCUGCCCCUCCGUGAAGCAAGUCAACUGGAGGGAAAGUUAUUUCGACGAAGAAGGGGAAGAGGAGGAGGAGCAGAUAAAAGGGGAACAGGAGGAGGAGGAGAUAAGAGAAGGGGAAGAGGAGGAGGAGGAGGAGGAGAUAAAAGAAGGGGAAGAGGAAAAGAAGAUAAAAGGGGAAGAGGAGGAGAGAGGAGAAGGAGAAGAGGAGGAAGAGAAGGCAAAAGAAGGAGAAGGAAGGAGAGAAAACGGAGGAGGAAGAGGAAGAGGAGGAGAGGCGAUAACGAGAGUAAAGAUCGUGGAAAGCAGAAGUCCGAGGAUCCAGAGGGUCGCUCCCCGGGACACGCCCCUUUUUGCACAGGCCACGCCCCUUUCUGCACGGGACACGCCCCUUUCUGCACAGGCUCCGCCCCUUUCUGCACAGGCCACGCCCCUUUCUGCACAGACCACGCCCUCAUCAUCACAAACCACGCCCCUCUCGACCCAAGCCCCGCCCCCUGCAGCCCAAGCCCCGCCCACCAUCUGGCAGCGCCUGAAGCCCUCCCGCGGGGGCGUGGCCAAGCCCAAAAUCCCGCCCAAGCCGAAAUCCCUGACCUGCUCCUCCCCUCCGUCGUCCCCCGAGGUCAGGAGGCCAGGCCACGCCCUCCUCCGCUGGGGCAGCAAGAGGAGAGCCAAUCAGAGCAAAGGACGCGAGGUCGUCCCCGCCUCCUCCGCUCCGUCGACCAGUGAGAGGGCUUCCCCGCGUGACGUCAUCGAUUUUCCGCGCGAGGGGAAUUCCUCGACCAAUCAGAGGGUUGCCUCGGGUGACGUCAUCGAUUUUCCGCAGGAGGAGAAUUUCUCGUCCAAUCAGAGGGCUUCCCCGCAUGACGUCAUCGAUUCUCCCAGUGACGUGGUCGAUUCGUCAUCGUCGUCGUCAUGUUAUGACGUCACAUCUUCCUUGACCAAUGAGGUUUUGGCGUCGCUUAGUGACGUCACAUCUUCCCCACGGGACGUCUCACCCUCGCCACGUGACGUCACACCCUCGCCACGUGACGUCACACCCUCGCCACGUGACGUCACAUCUUCCCCACGCGACGUCACAUCUUCCCCACGCGACGUCACAUCUUCCCCGAGUGACGUCACACCCUCGCCACGCGACGUAACUUCUUCCCCACGUGACGUCACACCUUCCCCACGUGACGUCACGAGCCUGCCACCCCUGCCGCCACAGCGCCCGAUGUCCUACCACAUCCAGAGGGCCAAAUUGGUGAACGCGAGACGGCAAUACUUCUCGAGGUCGGCCAGCUUGACCUCGAGUGUGACCCCAGAAACCUCGCCCUCGAACUUGAUCUCGAGUGUGACCUCAGCGACCUCGCCCUCGAACUUGACCUCGAGUGUGACCUCAGCGACCUCGCCCGAAGUCAACGGAAGUCACGACGAGGAGAGAUCGAAUCCCUCGACGUCUCCGGAAGCGGAGAGGUCGAGGAUCAGCUCGAAGAUCAGCUCCUCCUCGACCUCCUCCCUGACCUCCCACGGCCCGAGGUCGUCCUUGACCUCAACCUCGUCCUCAACAUCACCUCCAACCUCCUCCUCGACAUCACCUCCAACCUCGUCCUCGACCUCACCUCCGACCUCGUCCUCGACCUCGGACGCCCUGAGGUCGAGGCUCAGCGCCUUCUACUCGAGCACGAGGUCCGCGCGCGCGCGCCUGGCCGCCAGCACACCCAAUCUGGGGUCGAGUCUGCGCGGUGGAGGCGACGCCACUAUUGAUCCUUGGAGUGUGAGGCGAGGAGGGGGGGGAGAGGGGGGAGGAGGAGGAGAGGGAGAGGGGAGGAGGGAGGAGGGGAGGGGUGGAGGAGGGGGCGUGUACCCCCUCCCUCCCUCGCUCAGGCAGUGUGUGCCAUGCCGCGUCGGGAGGAAGACCACCCUCGCUUGGCCCUCAGCAAACCACCUCCCUCUCGAGUGCCACUCACCACACCGCCUCCCACUCGAGUGCCGCUCACCACACCGCCUCCCACUCGAGUGCCGCUCACCACACCGCCUCCCACUCGAGUGCCGCCCGUCCUCCCACUCCCCACGGCGGGGCCCGCGCCUCGAGGACCACCCUCCCCUUGCUCGAGACCGACCUAGACACCGGCGUCUCGAGCCAAUGGCUCUACCUGCCCGAGACCGACCUUGACUCUUUCCACCGCGACCUCAACCUCCUCCUCGAGGGGAUUCCGCUCCCCAGGGGGGUCGCCAAGAGGGCCAAGUCCCUGCUCCACCUCGAGGGAGGCGAAGGGCGGUCGAGGGAGACCAUGGAGGAUGACAUGGGCGCCCACAUCCGCCCGCAUGAGGAUUCCAGGGCAAAAAGUAUGGAAUUUCUCCUUUGCGAAGAUAACAAAGUGGCUGUGCAGGUGAGUUACCCCUUAAAUUUUUUUUUUAAUUCCCGUUUUCUUCGAUUAAUUAG
This is a messenger RNA of Penaeus monodon (black tiger shrimp), 3640 nucleotides long. Its product is annotated as mucin-5AC-like. Lineage: Eukaryota; Metazoa; Arthropoda; Malacostraca; Decapoda; Penaeidae. The record is from RefSeq and is a predicted model, not a curated record.